AUGCUCAGCCUCAUGCGAAUGCUUCGACUUAUCUUCUCCUAUUCAACACAUUAUCGAUCACCCACAAACAUGACUAUCCUGUUCAUGAAGAUCACCAAGCAGUUGAUCAAACGCUGUAUGGAAUAUCUCACAGAAAACGGUAUGGUCUCUAUCUGGAAUCAGCCCAUUGAUGUAAUGCUCACCAAAUUGAACUACUGUGUAUCCUUGAACGAAUCCUACCAAGCAGCAUAUGAUAAGAUAAGCCAAGAGGAUGAUCCCAAGGGAAAGUAUACGAAAAUGGAAUUUUCUCGGAUCCAGAUAUUCGGAGACUUCGAUUCGUUUAUUACACGGGUGAAGGCUUUGACAUUCAUCAUGGAGAACCUACAGAAGUACACGGCCAUUGAGCAUUUGGCCGUCGAAGAAAGGACAGAACUGUUGGAACAUUUGUCGAAACUGAGAGGUGACUUCAGCUCAAAGCCACAUGAUUACUUGUCAGCCAACAGUAGUCAGUUUACGAAGGGCUUGACAAAUUUUACCGAAGGAAUAAGGUGUUUAGAGCAAAAAGUAGAGACGGCGUUUAACCAGUAUGCUCAGCGUGGGAACAGUGUUCACUUCUGCUUGCUACGUCUACAGCGACUGGAGUCAGUUGACCUGCCACUCCGUGGUCAAUUACAACGCUACAGACGUUUGUUUACCGCUUUUCGGACAGAAAUGGAAGAAAUUGCCACCGCCUACACACUUUACUGCGAGGUUCCACCGCUUGAUCGUGGAAUGCCACCGUUUGCAGGUCGAAUCGCUUGGGCUCGUCGAUAUUACAUGCGUUUGUCACACCCAAUGUCCAUGUUUUGGAACCACGUACCUUCUCUACGAGACACUAAAGAAAUUUACAAGGGAAUUGCACGUUACAACCGUGUGGCGCAGGUUUUAGUUGCCUACGAAAUACUGACGUACAGAAACUGGAAGUUACAGCUAAAGCACCAAAUCCAGGGUCUUGGCGCUCCGUUGCUGGCUAUUGUGAAGACAGAUGACAAGCGGGAUGAAGUUGUCAAUCUGGACCCAAACCUGACGGCAUUAUUUCGCGAGGCCGUGUGCAUGGACCGGUAUGGCUGUCCGAUCCCGAACUUGGCGCGACAGGUGUUUCAGCGCUCCCAGUUUAUCAAAAUAAGGAGAAAUAAGUUGCAGGAUAUGUUGACCAGAGUGAACUCAUUAUUCAAGCGCAUGACCCCGGAAAUGGAAAAAAUAUUAACGGUUCGUUUGUACGCAUUCUACCGCACAUAUUACCGUGGGUUCUACGAGCAUGAUUGGUGCAGCUCGGUGGCGGAGCAUUGGAUGCAGGAAGUGGAAUCCGAAGUCGAUCAGCUGAACGCUCUGCUUGAUAGGGCUGCCGACGUGUUUAACAACCAGAUUGAUGCAGUGAUCAAAAAGAUUGCCAAUUAUACUCUCAUCGAGCUACCCGAACCCCCGGACACCAUGGAAGCUAAUAACGGGCCUAUCACUGAGCACGAUGUCAUUUUCGACCAGGACAGUACAGCGUUUACAGCUGGGUCAGCAAGUAGACUAUAUCAACCCCACAAAAGUCCGUGGCGAAGCUCUGCCUGGGACGUCUACACUCUAGUGCGUACAAUACAUCGAAGCACGCUCUUUGGAGCGGUACAAAUCCAAACAAUGUCCAAGUCGGUGGAGGAAGCUGCUAACCAAUACAUAAGCAUGAUUGCCGGUGAUUUUUAUGAACAUCUGCAAAGAUUCGGUAACCCAGCGAAAUCAGCCUUUGAAAGUGAGAACGAGGACGACGGUGACGUUGUCAUGUUUGGUUCGCGAGGAUUGGCAAGCUCGGUGGAGGACCGCCGGGAUAUUCGCAUCCCGUUUGUAACUUCACAAGGCCCAAGCGAGGCGAUUCGGCGGCAAAAAUUGAUCACAAAAAUUUAUUCAGCUAUCGAUGAACUGUUGCGUAGCUUUGGACAGAAGACGUUAGACGCUGUGAUCACCACUGUUCGAUCAGCAUUAGAAGAUGUGUGGCGCUACUUUGGAAUGCGUGAAGCCGGUGGCCUGUUAAAGGAUGUUCCAGUUGGUCACAGAGUAAAAGCAGGCCCGGUUAGACCACGUCCAGUAGUGCAAUGUGAGGUGGUGCUGAUGAACGAACGUCUAACUCUUCGUCCGUCUUUGGAGGAAAUACAAACGGCGAUUCGAGCGAUCAUCGGGUGUUGCUUGACAUGCACCAAGUACAUCGGCAAGUGGAAUGAGUCUAGUCAGCGGGCCGAACAUUUGCUAACACCAGGACUCAGAAACCUUAUGGCGCGUUUGCCUGUGAGCCGCGUUUUACCGAAUAAAAUGAACUCUACUCCGGGAGAAGGCAGGAGAGAGGCAUCAAUGUACGACCGCCGUUCAUUAGUGCUGAUGCAUUCGGCAACCACCUUCUUGAAUACAGGGCGCCGAAAAACUUCCGAUUCAACGCUAGAUCGUUCCUCUCUCAAUGAUGCUAGCUCAGAACACAAACGUGGGCGACGGGCCACCGGAUCAGGAGAAUCGGCAAAAGAUUUUGAUCCUCUUGAUCUUAUUGAACUGGAGGCCAACUGCUUUCAAGACGUGCGUCACGAUCGAGAAGUAUACCGUAUGCAGACCAUGCUUAUCACUUGGCAAAACACCAUGAAGCGUAUCCUGUUCCUCCCCAGAGGACUACUAAAAGAGUUAAAGACUAUCACGGAGCCGCUCGAACUGUUCUCCCAACUAUGGACUUUAACUCCGGAGCGUAAUAUGGAAAACUUUCUACGGGAUUAUGAAACUCCAAAUCUCUCGGAUUUUGAGAGCAAGUUUCAGGAAUUCUUGGAGGUUGAGUCAAAACUGGAUCGUUUGUACAAUCUAUAUAUCGUUGGACCUCUAGAAGUGCUGACUGACUCAUUUCGUCGUUCAGCACAACAAUGUCUGCUGGAGCACAAGCAAAUUUUCAUGUGUAAAUGUAUUGAACUCUUCGUCACACAUGUGCAACCUAUGGCAGCUCAAAUCGACGAAUAUGACCGCUCCAUCCUGCGUCCAAUUGGAAAUAUAGACGACAUAUUCUACGCAAUAGAAGCAUUGACCAAAUUUCGUGCUAAUGAAGUAUCUAUGGAUAUGAACUUGUUACAAGCAGAGGAGACCCAGGCAAUGUUGAAUCGAUAUGGCAUGGAACUCCCACAAGAGCUCACCGAGCGCAUUGAUUCCACUCGCUGGGCUUUCACACGCCUUGUGGACAAGAUGGCAGAGGCCGUUGAUCGCAUCGGUGAAAUGCAACAAUCCCUCCAACAAGACCUGGUUGAAUCGGGCAUGAAACUCCGCCAACGUGUUCAAAGUUUCAUGACGGAGUAUGACAAGCGUGGACCUAUGACUCCCGGAUUAACACAUUACGAAGCAUUCGAUAGACAACUGCUAUUCCGAAGCACACAUGAACAAAUUAUGCGAAAAGUGGAGAGUUGCGCACGCGCAGAACGUCUAUUUGGCCUAAGUCCUAUCGCAGACGAUGGGCUACGGAACAUCGGACAGCAGCUGGAUUUGCUACAGCACUUAUACGGACUAUACAGUGAGGAUAUGGGGCACUGUGUGGGUCAGUAUGUGGUAGUUUUCAACUCCUCUGACCAAGUGGAUGCCCAUGGUAUCAAUCGCAUUUUUAAAGGACUUGUUCAAGCCGGAGUAUGGUGUUCCUUCGACGACUACGACCGUCUUGAUCUGUCCAUGUUAUCGGUGACCGCACAACUUACCGCCGCCGUGUUACAAGCCAAAAGAGACAUGAAGCCGACAUUCAUGUUCCCCGAUGGUGAUACACUUUCCGUCAACCAAGAAUUUGGCAUAUUCACUACCACGAGUCCAAACUAUGCAGGAAGAAGACAAUUACCAGAAAACGCAAAAGUCUGCUUUCGGGUCAUUGCUGUGAUGGUUCCAGACCGCCAGACUAUCAUCCGGGUCAAGCUAGCUGCAAAUGGAUUUUCAGAUCAUGCCAGUUUGGCAAGCAGAUUCCAUCACUUGUAUCAAAUGUGUGAGGAUCAAUUGAGCAAGCGGGUUCACUAUGACUUUGGUCUACGGAGCGUGCUUUCAGCACUUCGGAAUCUGGGAACCAAUCGACGAACUCACAAGGAUCAAUCCGAAGAGCAAAUUAUGAUGCGUGUGUUGCGUGACAUGAAUUUGGACAAACUUGUUGGGCAAGAUGAAGCAUUGUUUUUGGCUCUGCUGGAACAAAUGUUUCCCGGGGGGACGUUCGACACAGCAAAAUCGGAGUCAGACAUCGGAUGCAUUCUUCGCAGUCAGGUGAUUCAGGCAGGUCUUACUCCACACGAACCAUGGUUAGCCAAAGUACAAAAUCUUUUUGAACUGCAACGGGUUCAGCACGGAUUGAUCGUCCUUGGACCCUCUGGAAGUGGAAAGAGCAAGGGCAUUUCGAUUUUACUACGAUCGCUUACCGAGCAAGGCCAACCACAUCGAGAACAGCGUAUGAAUCCGAAAGCCGUCACAGUGAGCGAUAUGUUCGGUAGUUAUGACGUUCUAUCAAACGACUGGACUGACGGUAUAUUCACCUUCAUUUGGCGUCGCACUCUGCGUUUGAAGCCAAGCGACUACUGUUGGUUAGUGUUUGAUGGUCCAGUGGAUGCAAGUUGGGCAGAGAAUCUCAAUUCCGUCCUGGACAAUAACAAAAUCCUCUCUCUCGCUAACGGCGAUCGCAUUCCGAUGGCUCCUAAUUGCAAGAUUGUUUUCGAAGUAGACAAUUUAGACAACGCGUCGCCGGCGACCAUCUCACGCAAUGGGGUUGUCUACUUUGGUAAUGCUACGCUAACCUGGUCCGCAGUUUUUCUGAGCUGGUUGCAAACUCGAUCUGAGUUUGUCCGGAGUGUCGUUGAGCCACUGGUGAACAAUCUGUUCCCUCCACUAAUCACAUGCAUCGAAAUGGAUCCCGCAGUCAAAAUACCGCAUCCGGUGGUUUUUUAUAUCCGACAGUUUUGCGACCUCUUUUCCGGGUUGUCAGUGGAUCAGACGGACAAUGCAAUUCGAUUAACCAACCUGACGUUGUUCUGCCUGGCAUGGUCAUGCGGGGGCCUUCUGGACUCCGAUGGGCGAAAAAAACUGGAUCAUCAGAUACGCGAGCUUUGCGCCGAUGCAUGCUUGCCCACUUCAGAUAACCAGACUUCCUUAUUUGAUUUUAAAGUAUCUGAGCAAGGUGGCUGGAUUCCUUGGACUGAGUGCGUUGGACCUUAUAUUCACCAAGCUCCUCACAACCAUUUAUACAACACCAUCGUCCCUAACGAAGACACCGUGGCCACGCAGUACCUACUCCAAGCCAUUGGAAAACAAAACAAACCAGUCUUGUUGAUGGGUGCGUGUGGAACCGGGAAGACAACCAUUAUCCGCAACUAUCUGAAUCAGUUUGAUCCGGACCUUUAUUCGAACACAACGUAUAGCUUUUCGUCCUCGACUACUCCGGUAAUGCUUCAGCAAGCACUUGAAACAGUCAUCGAACGCCGUGUUGGAAGCACAUACGGCCCAGCAGGAGGAAAGCGCUUGACUUUAUUUAUUGAUGACAUCAACAUGCCAUCGGUCAACGAAUAUAGCUACCAAGCGCCCAACGAGUUGGUGCGACAAUUGAUCGAGAUGAAGGGAGUGUACAGUUUGGACAAGGCUGGGGAAUUUCUCUCCAUCAUGGACGUCCAGAUAAUGGCUGCCAUGCGGACCCAUGGAGGAGAUAGAAUGGAUAUUCCGUGCAGAUUGAAGGGUCAGUUUUGCAUGUUCAACACCACACUGCCCAGUCGGAUGACUCUGGAUCAUAUAUUUGGCACUAUCGUUUCGAACUACAUUUCUGCUGAAAGCGGAUUUAGACAGGACGUGGCUGAUCUAAUGCGUCGUUUAGUUAGCGUCACACGCAUCAUUUGGGAGCAGACGAACAUGCAUCUUCGGCCAACACCAAAGCGCUUUCAUUAUGCCUUUAACUUGCGGGACCUCACCAGAAUUUGGCAAGGCAUUGUUGGUAUUGACAAGAAAGUCUCAUGGGACAGCAGCGCUCUGGGAUUAUGGUUCUCCGAGCUGCUGGAUCGGUGCACUCAACUCUUCUCUUGGUUACACGAAGGCAGACCAAAGUCAUUCUGGUUGGCAGGGUUUUUCAAUCCUCCGGUUCGUUAUCCCAUUCUUUCAAUCCUUGCCAGUGAUCUAUGUGCUCCGUCUUUAGGUGGUUAA
Messenger RNA from Dicrocoelium dendriticum, 6165 nucleotides. The record is from the annotation of a GenBank genome assembly. NCBI's taxonomy places the organism in Eukaryota, Metazoa, Platyhelminthes, Trematoda, Plagiorchiida, Dicrocoeliidae.